Messenger RNA from Symbiodinium necroappetens, 1611 nucleotides. The record is from the annotation of a GenBank genome assembly. NCBI's taxonomy places the organism in Eukaryota, Dinophyceae, Suessiales, Symbiodiniaceae.
AUGGAGACGGUGUGUCAAACACCGGGCUGCCAGCGCAUCGCGCAUGGCACGCACAGGCACUGCUGCAGCUACUGUGCUCGAAGUGGUGCCGCUUGCAAACACAAGCCCACCUGUGACUGGCGAAACGGAGGCAACAGAGCGGAGGCUUCUGCCCCGAACCCUUCCGACCAGAGGGCCGCCUCGUCUCGAGACUUUAGCCUGGAGCUUCCGCUGUCUUGGCUGCCGCACUGGAACGAUGGUGGCCCGCGGCUCCGUGCUUACGUCCGCUUCGUUGCCAUCACCAGGCUCGAGCUGCGGCCAUCCUGCUUCAAGACCUUUCUUCGACAGCAGACACUGAGCUUCCAUCCUGACAAGGUGCCGGAGUCUCCGUCUGCAGCAGAGAUCUACAGGCAUGUCCGCGAGAUGUCCGCCCGCUGUCCGCGGCAUGUCCGCGGGCGUUUCCCUGAGGCCUCCGCUUCCGAAGCCAUGGCAGCUUCCCCUUCCAAACUUCACUUGAAAACCAGUGAAGAGGAGCAGCACGAGUGUCGCAAGUGCCGUUUGCCGAAGCCCUUUGAACAAGGCCGCAAGCACGGCUUACACUUCCUCUGCAAGAAGUGUGAGUCUUUGGAGAGGAUGGUUGCCAGAACACUUGGCGACGUGGAGCAGCUCAAAAAACUUUCGAAGGACCGUCAGGAGGCGUUCUUCCGUGAACACUCUGAAAAGCCUGAGCACGAGCGCACGAACUGGCAGACCGUUCGUGCUUGCCUGGUCUCGCAGCUUGUGGUCGAGGUGACCAGCGAGUGGGACAGUGGCGAGGUGGGAGAGUGGCUCCCUGAGUCAGUCUGGGUCACGCGAGGGUUCCUUUCGGAGUCUGUGAAAAAGUGUGACUCCAGGGAGUGUCCCAAGCUGGGCACUGUUUACCAGGUGCCCGUGCACCACGACAACUACCGCCAGCUUCGCAAAGACGUGGAGACAACUCUUUUGACGCGAGAGGAAGAGUGCAGAAAGAAGAAGACCCAAACAAAAGACAAAGCUACCACAGGGGAAACUGGCGAGCAAGAGCCCACGUGCACCUGGAACGUGCCUGAGGCCUUGAAACCGCAGGCUUUUGCUGCCGCCGCCUCUGGGAAAGGCAAAGCUGCUGCCAAGGCUAAGGGCAAGGCAGCUGCAGUGCCCUCUGCUGCAAGUGCUGCCCGUGCUGCAGCGAGGACGCAGCGAGUGAACACGCAGCUGAACUGCAAAGCCCAGCGGGCGUUGGCCGACUUGACCCUGGCCAGCACUGGCUUGCAGAAGCUUUGCAAGCAGCUGGAGAAGCGCGAGGACGUUGAGGUCUGCUUGAAGGAGGCUUUGCAGUCGGCUUACCUCGACCUGCAGCCCUGGCUCCAAGCUUGCAGCAGCACGACCCUGCAGUUCUCUGCUCUGAAAGGUCAAGAGACCCAGCCACUGCUGCCGGAGCUUCCCUUCACUCCCGAAGACUUGAAGAACAAGCUUAAGACGCUGAAGUCUUUGCGGGGUGAAGUACCUCGCAAAGAAAAGGCCGCAGCGGCACCGGCUGCGGACAAGCUUGCUGCAGCGGAGACCGCUGCGGCAGGGCCAAACAAGAGACGCCGCACGAAGGCGCCGGCCAAGUAA